Messenger RNA from Parascedosporium putredinis, 690 nucleotides. The record is from the annotation of a GenBank genome assembly. NCBI's taxonomy places the organism in Eukaryota, Fungi, Ascomycota, Sordariomycetes, Microascales, Microascaceae.
AUGGCCGCAAGAGUGCUACUGCAACGGAGCGCGGUGGCCCCAGUCACGGCCACCCUUCUCCUCGGCGGCUUCGCCCUCCAGCCGACCAUUGCCCACGCCGAAGCUCCGUCCCGAAAGCCUAUCUACGACGACGUCGAGGACGUGGCCCCGGCCAAGAUUGAGCCCGUCGCUUCGGCCCCUCCCAAUGCCUUGAUCCCGGUGACCCCCGUCGAGCAGGCUCCUCGCCGGCCCACCCCCACCGACCGCCUCGCCGUCGAGAUCGGCAAGGCCCGCCUCUUCCUCUACCGUCAGGUUGUGGUUGCCGAGGAUGCCGUUAACCGCACCGUCGACAAGGCGUUCAACCUCGAGCAGUCCUUCACCAAUACCAUUGCCUCGCUCGCGCCGUCCAAGGAGAGCGGCGAGAAGCUCAUGCCCGGCGCCGUCUAUGUCCUCGGCUACCGCCCCCUGGUCUUCGGUACCGGUGCCGCCUGGGUUGUGCUUCCCGUCACCAUGAACAACGUCUCCAACCUGGCGUGGAAGUAUGAGCAGAGGUUCCCCGCCGUCGCCUCCACCCACACCCAAGUGCGGGACUCGAUCAAGCAGGGACUGCACUUUGCCAAGCUCCACAAGGAUGUAGGCAUUCAGUAUGUUGACGAUACAGUAUCGAAUGCGAGGGAGACCGUGGAGAGCUGGGUAAGGAAGGGUAAAUAA